GAGGACCUGAUCAUCAGCUGCAGUGGUUUCUGCUGGAGAUGUUGUGUUUUUGGUCUUCUUCAGGGAUUGGAGCAAAAAAACGUCAAGGACAAAACAUCUGACUGAAAAGGUUCGCUUUGUUUGUGCGGCAUUUUGUUUGGACAUGGCGUGGAGACACAGCAACACAGCUGCAAUGAGCGGGAGCCAGCUUCAACCCAUCAGCGGGCCCAGCACCACAACCAUGUCAAAAACCACCGCCGUUAGACUUCGAUACGUCUACGAUCCCAAACCUCAACUUCCCAAGGCCCCGGUCCCGAUCCGCCCUCCGAGCCCGAGACCCCCCUCCGCAAUUCCGGACUCCAAGCUCAGCUCGCACAGCCAUCCUCCGACUAAAACAAUCAUGAGGAGACGAACUCAGUCUCUCUCCGGGCCCGCAGAGAGGAGGAGUCUACCCAGGAGCCCGCAGGUGCGCUUCGUGGACGCGCUGGGCCUGGACUUAGAGGAAGUGAAGGUGUUCAAAGUCAAAGAGCGACCGCUGAUACCCCAGCACGUUAUGUUCAGACUCCUGAUGAGCUCCGAGAUGGCCUUCGGGACGUCCCUGGAGCUGUCCCUGCCUCACUUUAAACCCUGUUUCCCCGAGAACCAGGGGACAGAACCGGACUUCCUGGAGCGUGUGCACACGCAGUUUGUGUGUCUGGACCGGGUCACGUGCACGGAUCUGGGAAUAACCGGCACCGUUCAAGUGCUGAAUUUAGACUAUGAGAAAAAGGUGGAGGUGCACUACUCUUUUACCAACUGGAGAACGAGCGCGGACACGACCGCAUCCUGGGUGUCGACCGGGUCCCAGGGGGACCACGGCGGUCCAGGCACGGACGUCUUCCGGUUUCGUCUGCACGUGCCGCCUUUCAUUCUGCAGCCGGGAGGACUGCUGGAGUUUGCCGUCCGCUACCGUGUGAAAGGCUCCGAUCACUGGGACAACAACCGUGGGUGCAAUUACAAACUGUCGUGCCACUGCUACAAGGUGACCGUUCCAAGGGAAUGUGAGGACAGUAUGCUGCAUUUCACCUGAGUCGCCACACGGGGGCGAUGCAACAUUUGCACACAGACAUAGCUGCAGCUUUUUGACAUGCUUCUUCCACUAAUGCCAACAAUGCUGUGAGACUGUUGACUCACAUGUGAGUUGCUUUUUUUAUUGACUUUUUAACUCCAAAUGUGCACAAAAGAGGAUUUUGUGGCUAAAGUGCACUGAUUGAAGACUUUAUAAAAGCACAUUUGAAAUGUAGAAGUAAGCAAUUUACAAUCCCUGUUUCCAUAUGAGUUGGGAAAUUGUGUUAGAUGUAAAUAUAAACGGAAUACAAUGAUUUGCAAAUCCUUUUCACC
Entelurus aequoreus (snake pipefish) is the source of this 1359-nucleotide messenger RNA. RefSeq names its product protein phosphatase 1, regulatory subunit 3Db (gene ppp1r3db). Gene Ontology annotation, biological process: regulation of glycogen biosynthetic process. NCBI's taxonomy places the organism in Eukaryota, Metazoa, Chordata, Actinopteri, Syngnathiformes, Syngnathidae. Bases 143 to 1048 code for a protein of 301 amino acids. Gene Ontology annotation, molecular function: protein phosphatase 1 binding; glycogen binding. Gene Ontology annotation, cellular component: protein phosphatase type 1 complex. The transcript has a single exon. The record is from RefSeq and is a predicted model, not a curated record.